Molecule: messenger RNA, 426 nt
Organism: Gilbertella persicaria
Lineage: Eukaryota; Fungi; Mucoromycota; Mucoromycetes; Mucorales; Choanephoraceae
Exons: 2
Coding region: 1-426 (141 amino acids)
Biological process (GO): mitochondrial translational termination
Cellular component (GO): mitochondrial large ribosomal subunit
Molecular function (GO): translation release factor activity
Source: RefSeq, a predicted model, not a curated record
AUGAGUAACCUUACAAGAAUAGUACGUCGUUUUUACGCCACAAAGCCAUGGAGUUAUCAAGAAGCUAACGAGUGGCAAAAAAGGUUUAAGCAGAGCAGUAUACCUCAUGAGCACGUUUCGAUCUCGUUUAGUAAAAGCAGUGGUCCUGGUGGACAAAACGUGAAUAAAGUGAAUACAAAGGUAGACUUGCGUCUAUCACUAUCUAAAGCAGACUGGCUACCUGAUUAUGCAAAACAAAAAAUCAAGAGUUCGACGCAUUUAAGGAAGAGUAAACACAAUGAACUGAUUAUUACUUCUGACAAGACACGAUCACAAGCAAAGAAUAUCCAAGAUUGUUAUGAUAAAUUAGUGGAUGUGAUCAAGCAUUCAGUAGCAGUAACGAAAGAACCAGAUCAAGUUACUUUAGAGCGCAUCAAACAACUGUAA